Molecule: messenger RNA, 851 nt
Organism: Spodoptera frugiperda (fall armyworm)
Lineage: Eukaryota; Metazoa; Arthropoda; Insecta; Lepidoptera; Noctuidae
Exons: 2
Coding region: 80-817 (245 amino acids)
Source: RefSeq, a predicted model, not a curated record
UCUUGUUUUACGACGCCCUUACACUUAACAACUAACAUUAGUAUUAUGUACCUCCAUUGCUGAUUGCGUGUUACAGAAUAUGAAACUAUUUUUGUAUUUUACAACGGGCUUGUUAACAUGUUUGGCAAUCAAUGGUAAGAAGAUAAAAAUACAAAUAGAAUCGGAAGAUGUGUUAAAAAUAUUCGAUGGAGUUGUUAAUUCAGAAACGAUAAAGAACUUUGCACAACAACUUGUUCAUCGGGGCAUUUCGCAACAUAGUGGGCUUACAAACCCAUACCACCCAGAAGAUGACCUCGUCAAUAAAUAUGACUCAGUUAGUUCCAACGAAGAAAUAUCUCCACUACCACCAGGAAAACAUCCAUUUGUAAUAGAUUUGAAGAACCCGCUUCGAGUAUUACAAAAUUUAAAAAAAGAAAUUGAUGUAACCAACCAAGACCAAAAUUCUGUUGUUGAUAAUAACGCUGAACCGACAAAUGAUCCUCUAGAUCAAGAAAAUGAACAAUUUCUUAAUGGAAAUCAAGUUAGUAAUGAUGAUGUUUUAACUGAAAUUGAACCCGCGGUGUCUUCAUUAAACAAUAUAGCAGUUAAAUCAAAAAAUGAUACGAUAAUCGAAAAAGAUGUAAUAAAAAAGCGUUUUAAACUGAAAACAGAAAAGAAGAAAAAGGCUGAUGCCAAAAAAACUAUAUUAACAAGGAAGGACGAUAGUGAAAAUGAGAAAGGUUUAGAAUCACUCGAUGAUAGGUCCAAUUUUAAAGCUAUACAAACGAGAUUUGUUUUAAAGAAAGCAGAAUCAACUGCUGCUCCUUCAAUUCUCUAAUAUAGUGAAAUGUAAAAUCUCCUUUUGUCUUAUA